CACGCGGUGUCGGCCAGGUCGGUCCGCGUUCGCUGCCGCUUCCGGUGCGCGUCCGGGGCCCUUCCGGUCCCCCUCGGGCCCGGGGUCGAUCCGAUGAGGGAGGUCGUCGAAAACGCGCGACUCGCCUCUCCUUCGUCCUACCUCUCCUCGUAGGACUCGUCGGCGACAAGUCGCGCUUCCCACGUUCGUCUUCGAGGGGGCGUCGAGGCGCUCCGCGGCGUUUGACGCAAUGGCGCACCGUAUACGACGACCGAUAAGGGGCGACCACUACAAGUCGUUCGGCAAAAGGAAGGGCUCGGCGGACUCUAACUACUCUCAGCCGAGCUCGGACCUCUCGCUGGACGAGGAGAAGGAGAGUUUACGACGCGAGAAGGAGAGGCAGGCCCUCUGUCAACUCGAAAAAGCUAGGACCAAGUCGGUGGCGUUCGCGGUGCGAACGAACGUGAGCUAUGACGGCUCCAUCGACGACGACUCGCCAGUCCAUGGCUCGGCCGUCAGCUUCGACGUUCGGGACUUCUUGCACAUCAAGGAGAAGUAUGACAACAACUGGUGGAUAGGGAGGCUGGUGAAGGAGGGCUCCGACGUGGGAUUCAUCCCCUCGCCCGUAAAGUUGGAAGCCCUGAGGUUGCAGGCGAGUGCGGCUCGCGGCACCAAGGGGCUCUAUUCCGCGAGGGGAGGAUCGUCCAGCAACCUCGGCGAGAGCGGCAUGCCCUCGCGUGGUUCUACGCCGCCCACACCAGGUGACGAGAGCGACAGCGUGGGCAACGUUCGGCCCGGCAAGACGACCCUGACCACUCCACCCGCCAAGGAGAAGCGGAAGAACUUCUUCAAAAAGCCGGAGACGGCGACGCCAUACGAUGUGGUACCGUCCAUGAGGCCGGUCGUCCUCGUGGGACCCUCGCUCAAGGGAUACGAGGUCACGGACAUGAUGCAGAAGGCGCUCUUCGACUUCCUCAAGCACCGCUUCGAGGGCAGGAUCAUCAUUACCAGAGUAAUGGCCGACAUCUCGCUGGCCAAGAGAUCCCUGCUGAACAACCCGACCAAGCGAGCGAUCAUGGAGCGCUCCACGAGCAGAAACAACUGCCUAGCGGAGGUCCAAAAGGAGAUCGAGAGGAUCUUCGAGCUGGCUAGGACCUUGCAGCUCGUCGUGCUCGACUGCGACACGAUCAACCACCCGUCGCAGCUGGCCAAGACCAGCCUGGCUCCCACGAUCGUUUAUCUCAAGAUCUCCUCGCCGAAGGUCCUCCAGAGGCUGAUAAAGUCCCGCGGAAAGUCGCAGACGCGCCACCUCAACGUGCAAAUGGUAGCGGCCGAGAAGCUCGCUCAGUGCCCGCCCGAAAUGUUUGACGUGAUUCUCGACGAGAACCAACUGGACGAGGCGUGCGAGCACGUGGCCGAAUAUCUGGAAGCCUAUUGGCGGGCGACGCAUCCCCCGAUCGUCGCGCCGAUCCCGCGGGCGAUUCCGCCGCCGGACGCGCCGGUCGACGCGCUCGCUCCUCGCGGCGCGACACCAGGAUCGUCGAGCUACGGCGGAGGCGGCGGCGGCCACACGAUAGGUGGCAGCACCAGGAGGUCGAGGCUCGAGAGACUGGAGCGGGACCGAGGCGCGGACCGCGGGGAGCACGACUAUGGGGGAGGCGGAGGGGGCAUCGUCGAGGAGGACUCCUACGUGGGAAGCGCCGAGUACGGAGGAGCGCCGCGACGUCGCCAGCAGCAAGACGCGAGAGCUCUCGGAGCCAUCUAGGAGCCGGGGCCCCGGGGCCUGUCGCUGCAGCGCUGUCCGCACCUGCGCACGACCGCCCUCUAGUCCGAUCCGCAGUCGGGCCACCCUCGCGCCGCGCGCAGCCCCUCGAGCAGAUCCCGGAGUGGCCACUUAACCGGAGGGGUUCGUCCGGGUGACCGAGCCGUCACCUACACGGCGCGCCGGAACCGCUGGGACCUCCCUGAUUCGAGUCGUGAUUGAGAGAGGAAACGGUAGAGGCAAGGGUCAAGUUGUCCCGGAACUCGUGGUAAUCCCUGAAACCGACGGAAGUUGAUGAGAUCUCCUGUUUCACUUUUUCCUCGAAUAAUUAAUUCGUCGAGUUAUUAAUGAUUAAAGGUAACCGACACCGUGUCAUCUGUCCGGGAUGUAGAAAUGUCCGGUCUCCAGCGAUCCGCGGCGUCGUCCAGGAGGCGGCAAGGACGCAUCCCGCGAGUCCGGCGCCAUAAGUGUCCACUCCGAAGGCAGAAGGAGCGCGGCGCCCCGAUUAACAGUCGAAAAGAGCCCCGGGGCCCUUUGUUUUCGAGCCGCGUCCUCUCGGGCCCCGAGAAAGACCCACCUUGAUCCACGACGCACACCGCGCGGCGUCCUGACCUCUCGGACCGCCUCUCUGAGACCAUCCUCACCGCGAGCGAGCCGUAGAGCUUAAUAGAAACGGAGAGGCACUCGCUAGGACGCACAUUUUGCCGGGUGUCCCGGCUAGCUAGGACCCGAUCCAGUAGCCGAUCCGGCCACUUUGGGCCCCGCCAACAACGAUAGACGGUACCCAGGCGAUUAGCCAGCGGUUACCUUAGUCGACCGUCCCGUAACCGGCGGUACCUAGUCGAAAGUUGAGACCAGACCCGACCUAGAGGGUCUCUAGUCCAGAUUACUCCGAGCAUACACCACGAUCGGACGAAUCGCGUAUCGUUAACGACCCUCCCUUCGCGUCCUUGCCUGGCGCGCUACGUAGGAAGAGUGCCCAAAGAGACUCGAGAGGGUGGCCGGCUUUUGUCUCUAAACUUUCCGGGAAUAUACGGUACGCUUCCCGCGCGACGUUUCAUUACCCAAGUCGACUUAACUUACGUGGCAUUUCCGACCUAUGCUUAUUAAGGGCCAUUCGCUCUAAGUGCAGGCGAGGCGCGCGCGCUAUACAGUAGGUCAACGUAAGCUGUAGUAGUGAACUCGCACAACGAAUCUCGCGGAAUCUCUAGAAAGAAGAGACGGCUCUCCGUCCGGUCUCCUCCGAGCACGAUCACCUCCCGGUUGACACCCUCCAUUCCUAUAAGUUCUACGGCAUGGUUGCAUCGCGUCGACCCUCGCUUUAGAAUCUCGGAUUUCGAUUUGCGGUUUCUGUUUCCGAUGCCGAAUCCGUAAUGGUUUCCCGUCCGCCCUGCGCGAUUCGAGUUUCGCCAAAAGUACGGUCGCGCGGAGCAUCACUUGGACCCUCGACGGCGAUCUUAGAUGAGGUCGUUAAUCGGAAUUCGAAGCUCGCGAGCGGCUAGUCGACGCGAAGCUUUCUCGUCCACGUCGAGAGACGGCUCCAUAGACGACGCGUCGCUGUACAUAGUGUAAGAAAAGCUCUUAGGGGGUCGGAACUCCGAUCCAGAUCCGUUUCGGCGCUGCCUGUUGCGGCCGCCACCGGGUGCCACGCGCGUAAUCCUCUACGUCGCUGGCAGACCUCCAAGUCCCUGGAAAGGGAAAUCCCACACCCUCGAAGAGAUCUAUAUUCCACGCUGAGGAAAAAUAAAUCGCCAAACAGACGCCAGUCCUCAAAACGCAUACGAUAUGCAACUACGGAAGGACGGAACAACUUUGCGAGUCGUAACUCUUCAAAUCGCAGUCGCGUGGCAUAUACUUUUCAGAGACUGGCGUCUAUUUCACGGCUCGGGUGAUAACGUUCAAUAUUAUUAUUUUCUCAGUGCUGAGGGCUCUCUCCCGGUAUCCUUUCCAACGCGGUUAAUUCUCACCUCCUCUGAAUUCGUCGCAUGGAUUUCUACAAAUUAAUCCGCACCUAAAUCGAGGAUUCAUAAGUAUCACCGUGCACGAAUUGGAAUUAAAAUUCCAAGCGAGAGAAUCCGCAAUGAUAAAGACCUCGUAAAGUGAGAACUUCUCGUGUCUGCGAUUUGAUUCUACCGCGACUUUGCGAUCGUAUCUAGGUUAUGUAUCGCGCAGUCCAGGGAGUCCUAUGAUCGAUUACCCUAGCGAUGUAGAGGAACUACGCGGGUGUCGGGUGCUCGGUUCGAUCGGAGCCGACCACUCGUCAAACCGUUGAAAGUCCCCGGCGAGAUUGGGCCUUGGGCCCGGUCGUCUCUUCGGGGACUCUUCGCGUGCGUCUCGGGCACCUCCGACGUGCAUCGACGGACACCAGUGCCACAUCGUGCGCAUCUACAGGGAAGGCAUUAGCGUCCGUCGUUGCACCCCCGAUACUCCGGCGCAGCCGCACCGAGCUCGCAGUCGCGUGUAAUUAUUAUUAACGAUUAAUCUUAUAAAUAAACGACGAUGCGACUACUUAGGCGGAGGGUGAUUUACCAGUGCCCCCGCGCGGUUACUACGUAGCUAGGCGAAAUAGGUGCCGGUUGGGUGCGUCAAUCGGUCAUUAUAGCUGCGCGCGUCCUGACUUUCCACCUGAGCAUCCAUUACGAAAUGAUAGAAAGCCACCCUACUCGUCGGGACCCCCAGGUGUCGAGACCAUGAGGGAAAUAACAAUACCGACUCUUUAACGUUCUUGACGAGGUAUUUUGCGACCCUAUAUCGACCUUUUAACGCAUUUCACGAGAUAUCUCGAAACCCAAUGCCGACUAUUUAACGAAAGGUAUCUAGCGAAUUCAUCUCAGCCAAGACCUGUAUAUUUACAGGUGUGCACCAGGAAUGGAGAGAGACCACUCGAGAAAAUUGCUAAGCUUAUUAAAAAUGCAGAAUAAUGUCAGGGUCAGCUGGCAAGUCGAAAACGUUGAAUAGGUCAGGAUUUGAUCGCGAAAUUUUCGUGAAAAGGGUUAAACGGUCGGUAUUGGGUCGCGAAGUAUUUCGUGAAAAUUGGUAAAAAGCCCAGUAUUGCACCGCGAGAUAUCAAAACGUUAACAAGAUCGGUAUUAGAUCGUGAGAUAUCUCGUAUGGGGAAUGAAAGGGUUAAUGAGAAAGAUUGCGAAGCAAGGUACUCCUCCGAGGUUCCUUUUCUUCAGGGUCUCGACCGCUCGCGUCGGUCCCGUCGUUUUCGGCGUCGUCCAUCGGGCGACGGCGCGGUACCAUUCUCGGAGCUUUUUUCUCCUGCUUGUCCCCGACUAGACAUUCUUUUCUCUCGAUCAAGGUGCCCCCUUUAUCCGGAAAGUAAUGCGAGAAACGAUAGCUCGGGAGCCUCGCCUGUGUAGGACAUAUUGCGACCCGCUCCCGAGGGAGUCGCCCUCGUGGCCUCGCGAUCGCGACCCCACAAUAGAAACGGCCGAAUCCUCCAUUCCCUCCCUCUAGUCUGAGGGAAUCAAACGUGGAACCAGCUACGGGAUCGCCUAGAAUCACGAAUUUCGACCUCGAGAUCAAAUCCGAGUCGGACGAGCCGAGCUUUUCUCGUCUCCUUUCCGACUUCAAAGAAGUCUCUUCCGAAAUUUGUCCUCGCUUCCCCCGGGAACUAUUGGUCCGUUCCAUAAGUUCGCGGACAUGUUUCCCUUGCAAUUAAUUCUAUCCGGAUAAUUGCGCAUUCGAGUAAAACUCCCGGGAAGGUGGGAAGAAGUGAUUAACCGCGUAUAUUGUAUUAUUUCAUAAGGGGGUUGAGUAGGUUGCGACAUACGUUUUAUUCCAUGUGGGUUAAGAGAGAUUGAAAAGGCGUUGAAAAUAAUUACUUAAGGGGGUCCUUUAUUUGAUGCUCUAAGGAGAGUUCAAGAUGAAGGAGGUUUUAAACAAAAAAUUCCUGGCUUCGGAAAUUAGGAAAAAUUAUAUCAGAUCCGAUGACACGGUUUUUCAAUAAAAGAGGGAUUCAGAUUCUAGUUAACGGACGCCGACAGGAAUCCUCUUUUCAAUGCUUUUCGCGCUUUAAUCGUUGAUACCUUUUGAACAAAAGGUUUCGUCAAAAGUUCGUGCCAUCGGUUCUCAAACGAUUUCUUUUAGUUUCUGAACCGCCUUAACUUUUCGUUCCUGACUUGCCGCUAUCCUGGAAUCGUGUACAACGUGCAAAAAAGUCAGAAAUUUCCAGUCUUUACGAGUUCGAGAUGAAAGAUAUUAAAACACUCUUUUUAUUUACAAAGCCUCCGUAGAAAGUCAAAUAAAGUCACCCUCUAGAGAAAAUAUUUCCUAUAAUUACCUCUUCGUUUCCCUUUAAGCUCACCUUGAUUAACCAGUUAAUUGCAUAAUUUACCGAAAUAACGUUUCCGUUUGCCGCGUACCCUCGUCAAACGCAGUUAACUGGUUAAAACGUACAUUUCGCAACCCACUAACCCCCUUAUUACGUGUUUCUCUUUAUUGAAAAAGGAAAAAAAAGAAGAAAAAAACCAAUUAAUAUCUCUACCUUUGCAAAUCUCUCCCCGAACUCACGGAACAACCCGAUACUUCCCCCGCCCUCCGACUCCUUCUGCGGUGAAUAAUAUCCUUUACUAUCCAUCUCCCUUUUAUCGAUACUUUUCGAUCGGUGAUUUACGAGAAGUUCGCGACUACUUUCGACCGGGCGAAAUCGCCGCGCGAUAUGAGAGAGACCGAACGCGACCUCGGCCAUCUUUAUCCGCGGGAUCUUGUCACCGCGACGGGGUGACCCCCUCGAUGUCUCUUUAAUUUAGCCAUAAGUGCUCCUAAUAGGACGGAAAUCUCCGGAUCUCCAGAAUCGUUUCGGUCCAGCCGGAUAGAGGCGCCGCGAAACCGCCGAAAGGAAAAGAACGGGCCUCGACGCGCUCUCCCGAGAAAAGGCUCCCGCAAGAUCGUUUCUAUGUCGAUAUACCGAUAUUACCGAUGCUGUGAUGUUACCCCUGGAAACUUUGAAAACAGUGUCUACCACCUCACCGGUCUCGAUGCGUCUCGGUUUCGAGGACUUCGUCCUGUCCAGCGAGGACGCGCCCUCGAGGCCGCAAGGACCUUCGAAAUUCCCGCCAUUAACCGGGCCACCAAUUUAAAUUCCGCCUUCCACCCCAUAGCCAUACCGAAUACUUAUGUCAAAACCCGUCGACGGCUAGCAUCCUAUGCUUAGAGAAAAUUCAUAGGGCACCCUUAACGACCGGAAUUCGAGACGCCUUGGAGCCUUCGAGGGCUCGUCGAGGCCGGACGCGAGGAGAGCUCGCUCUUCGAGGAAUCGAUGUUUCCACGAGUGUGCCCCGCGUAACCCUCGAACCGUUAAAUUCUAAUCGUACUUAAUGUAAAGAGCGAGAGAGCGAGAGAGAGAGAGAGAUAGAGCGAAAGAGAGAGAGAAUAAGAGAGCCGUUUCAUCGGUGGCAGUGAUUUUUCUUGCGAGAAUUAGUGGUUCUUCGUCAGAGGACACGGCUUGGGGGAGUCCCCCGGAAACGAGGAGCCUUCUGCGCGCGCUUCGCGAAGUCACUGCACGAUGCACGUACCACUGGGAGACAUCAAUGCCCUACCAUCCUGCAUAAGCGAUGCCGUAUCUGCAGGGGAGGCAUUCAUGUCCACCAUUGUACCUCGGCACGAGAUGGGUCCUCUUUUCGAAAAAUCACCAAACUCGAGAUUCCUACACCUGUUGCAUUUGUAAAUAAAAUUUUUAUUAUCACAUA
Molecule: messenger RNA, 7437 nt
Organism: Orussus abietinus
Lineage: Eukaryota; Metazoa; Arthropoda; Insecta; Hymenoptera; Orussidae
Gene: Ca-beta
Product: voltage-dependent L-type calcium channel subunit beta-2
Exons: 9
Coding region: 230-1744 (504 amino acids)
Biological process (GO): chemical synaptic transmission; regulation of voltage-gated calcium channel activity; calcium ion transmembrane transport
Cellular component (GO): voltage-gated calcium channel complex
Molecular function (GO): protein binding; high voltage-gated calcium channel activity
Source: RefSeq, a predicted model, not a curated record